Messenger RNA from Coprinopsis cinerea okayama7#130, 691 nucleotides. RefSeq names its product eukaryotic translation initiation factor 1. NCBI's taxonomy places the organism in Eukaryota, Fungi, Basidiomycota, Agaricomycetes, Agaricales, Psathyrellaceae. The record is from RefSeq and is a predicted model, not a curated record. Gene Ontology annotation, molecular function: translation initiation factor activity; RNA binding; ribosomal small subunit binding. Gene Ontology annotation, biological process: translational initiation. Gene Ontology annotation, cellular component: eukaryotic 43S preinitiation complex. Bases 58 to 399 code for a protein of 113 amino acids. The transcript is spliced from 4 exons.
CUCGACCCUCACGGCUCUCCUUCCAACCUUCCUUUAAUCUUAGUUUCCCAACUUUUUAUGAGCGUUCAGAACCUCAAUACUUUCGAUCCCUUUGCUGACGAAGGGGACCCGCUUGCUGAUACUCAAGACGUUGGCUCUACCACCGAUUACAUUCACAUCCGUAUCCAACAACGAAAUGGAAGGAAGACCUUGACCACCCUUCAGGGCUUGCCCAAACAAUAUGAUCCCAAGAAGCUCUUGAAGGCAUUCAAGAAGGAAUUCGCCUGCAACGGCACUCUCGUUGAAGAUGAAAAGAUGGGACAAGUCAUUCAGCUUCAAGGCGACCAGCGUGCGAAGAUUUCCAACUUCCUCGUCGAGAAUGGCCUAGACAAGUCCACCAUCAAGGUGCACGGUUUCUAAAACUCGAGCCCUCACCAAGUUCCUGGCCAUGCUCAUCGCCAGCGGUGUUCCUGUUUCGAGUUUCCUACCUGGAAUCGUGACCGCGUCGCACCUCUUCUUCACCACUCUCCAGGAUCCGCCCCCUGGCGUGAUCCAAUGAAUCCACCACCUACCUCCCUCAAGUGGGGGUUGUACCGCGCAUCCAACUGACGAACGGAAUCGAUCACGAGCAAUUGUUCUGUAUUAUUCUUUUUAUUUUAUUGCCUACCUUUCACCAUGUACUUCAUACGAUCUUAUAUUCAAUCAUUUGAAG